AUGGAGCGGGCCGAGGCUCUGGAAGCACAGCUGGAAACUUUGGCAGCAGGACAUGCCAAAGAGAUGGCAGCAGUCAACGACCGCUGUUCAACCCUGGAGGGAAAACUUCUGCAGGCCCAAAAAGCUGCGGAGCAGAUGGCGGCCCAAUCUUCUGCGGCGGAAUCAAAUGCUGAAAGGAUCGCUGCUGAGUUCAAGGACCUUGAGGCAGCUACCAAGGAGGACCGAGAGAAGGCAGUGGAAGUUGCAGCCGAGAAUCGCGUCCUCAUUGCCACGUUGCGCUCCAUGCAAGAUGAAUGCCAUGUGUGCAAGCAGCUAGAAAAGGAUGUCGAUGGCACAGACAGGGAGCUUGACCAGAACAUGCAGCGAAUAUCCCUCAUGAGCAACCAUCUGAGGUCUCUGCAGCUGGAAAUUGACAGCACAGAAAGCCGACUUGAGGCAAAACACAAGGAAGUCAAGACGGAGCAGGACCUGCAGAAGCUGAACCACUUUGAGCAGAAAGAGCUGAAGCAGUGGCUGAAGGCGUCCAGUGAGAAAGAAGAGGUCAACAAGGCCCUGGGCAUCUCACAGCACAAGGAGAAUGUGAAAUUGAAAGCAUUGGCGCAUGACUUGGAAAGGUGGAGUCGAGCAGCAGUUUCAGAGAAGGCGGCACUGGAACAGGAGCUGUCCCAGUCCAAGUCUGCUCAAGCAGAGCUUGACGCGACAGCGGAUGCCUUCAAAAAGCUGCAGAAAGAGCGGCAGGAGACUGUUGCCCAGUGGGAGCAGACCCUGGCUACUGUCAGCAGGCACGAUGAUGCCAUCAAGGAGGCAGCAAACACUUUUGCAAAGGACAAGACAAAAUUGCAGGAGACCAGGUUAUCCCUGCAGGAAGCUAAGGCAGCGUUGGGCAAUGAGGAGGGACAAGGCAAAGCAGUGGAGAGUCAGAUCACUGCAUUGGAGCGGGAGCUCUUGCACUUGCGCAGGACGUCGAAAGCUGAUGAGCAGAAGUUAGAGAGCACACUGGAUGAGAUGGAGCAUCUCAAGAACAGCCUGAGCGCCUCAACAGAUGAGCUGGCAGUGCAGCGUGCUGCGAACGAGCAUGCCAGGGGAGUCCUUGCCUCAAAGAAUGAGAGGGUAGUGGCACUCAAGGCGAGGGCGGGUCAGGCAAGGGAGGAGUUGCAGGACAACACCUUGCAACUCAGCUCCAUCGAAGAUGACCUUACGAAGAUAGAGACUCUGCUUCAGAUGGAAGACAAGGGCCAUGUGGCAGCCACGAAGCUGGUGGCGUCCUUGAAGGAUGACAAUAUGAGGCGGAAGCAGUCGUUGCAUGAUGCAGCCUCAAAAGAGCGUCUGCUGUUGUCAGGCAUUGCGGGGUGCAAAGCACAGGCGACCAACUUGCGCCACAAGAAGCGCACCCUGGCUGAGCAGGGGAUGCGGCAAAGAGAAGUCCUGUACCAGGUGGACUUCUGCCUGGUGAUGCUGAAGCGCAGCCUGGCUCGCGCGGGCGGCCAGCGCACGGAUGACGAGGCGGCCGUGUUGCAUGCGCGCAUCGCUGAGCUGGCCGCCACCCUGGACGGCCGCAACGCUGAGCAAUCCCUCUUCCAGGCCCAGAUCAAGAAGACUGAACAGGACCUGGGAAAUGCCAGAAGGAAGGCAGCGGAGCUGAGUGUACAAUGCAAGUCUCUGGCCGAUGCCAUGCUGCGCCUGGAUAUGGAGACAGAAUGCACCAGCCGCUGCCUGAGAGAUACCACCAAGGACAAGGACAGCGCUGUGGUGGACAAGGAUGUGCUUGCUGUGGAUGUGGCCCGCUGCCGUGAGGCCCUGGUCGCCAAAGUUGAUGAGGUGCUCCUGGUAGAGCAUGAGAGGGCCCAGCUGCAGGAGAGCUUGGAGGAAAGAAGGAGUGCAAUGGCGGAGGAGAAGGAUUGCCUGCAAGCUGAGCUCAAGAUGAUGCGCGAGGAUCUGCACAGGAUCAUGUUGGAGCUGACAGAGCGCAGGCAGCGCGCCAGCAAGCUGCAGGCCAAGUAUGAGACGCAGUGCAGCAAGAGCAUCGGUGCUGAGGGCGCAGAUGAGUCCAGAUCACAGGCGUACUAUGUCAUCAAGGCAGCCCUGGACAAGCAGGAGCUUCUGCAGCAGAAGCAAGACAUCCUGAAGGCCAUUGGAGGCAGGGAGGAAGACGUUGCAGGCCUGGAUAAUGCUGUGGCUGACAUGGCAGGCAGCAAUGCCGAGCUGGCUCAGAGUUUCAGGGAGAAGGAUGCAAACAUGGCGAUGUAUGAGGCCCGUCAGAAACAAUUGCGCAAGCAGCUGAACCGCAAGUGUGGGGACAUGCGGGACGGAAAGUUACAGGAAAAAGCCCUUGAAAUCACUUUGGAGGCCGCCAAGCUACACUGCGGCAAUUUAUCUGCAGAAGAAGAUCAGAUGCGGGCCACUGACAUUGAUGUCAAAAAGCGCAAGGAGAAUGCGGAGAGGAGUCUAGCGGCACAGCGACAGAAGCAGGUGCGGGCCGUCAAGCGAGUAGAAACGUGCAGGAAGGAGCUCAGCCGAAAGAAGGCGCUGAAGGAGGGGGCUGGGAGCAGCAGCAUGGCCGAGCUGGCACACAUCGACAAUGAGAUCCUGAAGCAGCAGCAUUGGGAGCAGAGCACGAAGAAGCAGACGUUGUGA
Coccomyxa subellipsoidea C-169 is the source of this 2634-nucleotide messenger RNA. RefSeq lists its product as hypothetical. The record is from RefSeq and is a predicted model, not a curated record. Gene Ontology annotation, cellular component: axoneme. The transcript has 17 exons. Lineage: Eukaryota; Viridiplantae; Chlorophyta; Trebouxiophyceae; Coccomyxaceae. Gene Ontology annotation, biological process: cilium movement; cilium-dependent cell motility; inner dynein arm assembly. The coding region runs from base 1 to 2634 and encodes 877 amino acids.